Messenger RNA from Stegodyphus dumicola, 3851 nucleotides. RefSeq lists its product as uncharacterized. The record is from RefSeq and is a predicted model, not a curated record. NCBI's taxonomy places the organism in Eukaryota, Metazoa, Arthropoda, Arachnida, Araneae, Eresidae. Gene Ontology annotation, molecular function: metal ion binding. Gene Ontology annotation, biological process: proteolysis.
UCAUUAUUGAUAUCAGGACUGUAAGGUAUUAAGUUGAGGGUAUUGGACUGAUCGCGUGAAAUUUUCAGUAGUACAUAUUUAGCGAUUUUUUUUUUUAAGAUUUAAAAUGCCAGAGAAGUAUAAUUACGAAUGCAUUGCUGAAAUUGUAACCGAUGGUGGUGCUAAAUUAACUAAAUACAAAUCAACAACUAAUGGAAUGACCAUAUGCAUUGCAAAUGUUAGCGGUCCUUUGGUGAGCGGUUAUUUAUGUAUAGCCACGGAAGCUCAUGAUGAUGAUGGAUUACCUCAUACUUUGGAGCAUUUAGUAUUUAUGGGAAGUGAAAAGUAUCCAUAUAAAGGUAUCUUGGACUUAGUUGCUAAUCGUUGCUUAGCACAAGGAACAAAUGCUUGGACAGACACUGAUCAUACUUGCUACACAGUGACUACAGCCGGAGAUGAAGGGUUCUUAAAGCUUUUGCCUAUAUAUCUUGAUCAUUUAUUAUUCCCAACUCUCACAGAUUCUGCCUUCAUUACUGAAGUUCAUCACAUCAAUGGAGAAGGUGAAGAUGCUGGAGUUGUUUAUUGUGAAAUGCAAGCUUCUGAAAAUUCAGGUGAAAGUCGCUGUCAUUUAGCCAUGCUUCGUUCAAUGUAUCCUGGUCAUUGUGGCUACAAAUCAGAGACUGGAGGUCUGUUAAAAAAUUUAAGAGAAAGCACUACAAAUGAAAAGGUGCGUGCAUAUCAUAAAGAAUUUUAUAGGUCUGAAAAUUUGUAUCUAAUAAUAGUUGGUCAAAUUGAUGCUAGUGAAGUUUUUAAAGCUCUGAAACCAGUUGAGGAAAGAAUAGCCCUUGAGAAAGAAAAGAAACCUUUUGUUCGACCAUGGCAAUCACCUGUUCCUCCAUUGCCUGAAUCUGUCACACUUGAAAUUGAGUAUCCAUGCGAUGAAGAUGAAUAUGGGCUUAUUAUUGCUGCAUGGCGAGGACCAGGAGGAAAUGAUUCUUUUGAACUGCGAUGUGUGGAUCUGUUGAUGGAUUAUUUCACUGAUACUUCAGUUUCUCCACUUAAUCGGGAUUUUGUAGAGAUAGAAGAUCCACUUUGCAAUCAAGUUGAUUUUACAGUCGUACAGAAUGCAGUAUCAUGCAUUUAUCUGCAUUUUUCUAAUGUUCCAGUUAACCGGUUAAAAGAACUAAAAGAAAAGUUGUUUGGUUUGUUCCAAAACUUUGCUGAUGGGAAAGAAGAAUUUGAUAUGGAUCGUAUGAGAACACUAAUUAAAAAGAGAAAAUUAUACAUUUUAACGCAAAUGGAAAAUAAUCCUCAUGACCAUUUAGCAAGCUACCUAAUUGCAGAUUUUCUGUACAGCACAAGUGCUGAAGAUUUAGCAGUAAGAGUUCAAGAAAUCCCAGCCCUGGAAAAGUUGUUGGAGAAAGAUGCUCAAUUUUGGGUUGAUCUUUUAAAAACUUAUAUUGUUGAGGGAAAAUUUGUUAUAGUUUUAGGUAGUCCUAGCCCUAAACUAUCUGAGAAAAUGUCAAAAGAAGAAAAACAGAGAAUUGAAGAACAGCAGAAACAGCUAGGGCCAGAAGGGCUGAAAGAUAUGGCAAAUACUUUGAAGAAAGCCAUUGAAGUUAAUGAGGUUCCACCACCAAAAGAAAUGAUCACUUCAGUUGAUGUUCCUUCAGUAAAUUCAAUAAAAUUCCACCCAAUUAAAAGAGUUUGUAAUGCAUCAAAAUCCGAAGAUGAAAAUCUUGACUAUUCGAUUAGUAAAAUGCCUUGCCGUUUUCAGUUAGAUGUCGUCAAUACCAACUUUGUUAGGUUCUAUGUUUUAAUGGAUACUAGCCAUUUAUCAUCAGAUCUGAGGAUGUAUCUGCCUCUUUUUGUUGAACUUCUUGAUGAAUGUGCCAUAAAGAGGAAUGGUGAAAUUGUGCGAUAUCAAGAUGUUGUAAAGCAGUUAGCUGAAGAUACCAUUUCCAUAUCUGCAUCAAUAGGACUCGAUUAUAGUCGCUUCUUUUGUUCAGCAUAUGCUCAAGUUUUAUGCUUAGAACUGACAGUAGAAGAAGAAAAAUAUACCAAAUCUGUGCAAUGGAUUCGUGAAAUUCUUUAUCAAAUCAUAUUUGAACCUGCUAGAAUCAAAUCAGCUAUUAACAAGAUGAUUACAGAUGUUGCAACAAUGAAGCGCAGUGCUGGUUCCAUAGUAAAAACUAUGAUAAAAAAUUUAUUCUAUUGCCCAGAGAGUAAUCACUGGACUGCAAGCAUGUUAAGACAACAUGCAUUUUUGUCAAAAUUGCUUGAAAAAUUAGAGUCUGAUGCCAAUGAAGUUAUUUCAAAACUGAAUGAAGUAAGGGAGGCAGUAACAAAACCUGAAAAAAUGACAGUUCACUUGGCUUUGAAUUUAGACAACAUGAAGCAAAAGGUCAAACCAGAGGAAGCUUGGAUUCAAGAACUUUAUCCACCAUCUGUUUCUCCUGAAAUAAUGAACUGCUCUGUUAAAAAGUGCUGUGAGUUACUAAAGCAAGAUGUUGAAGAUAACCAAUCAGGACUAAUUACUGGUAUUAGCUCUGUGGAAUCAUCCUAUAUUUUGCAGUGUGCACCAGGCAUAAAUGACUGUACACAUCCUGAUUAUGCACCUCUUUUAGUCCUAAUUCAAUAUCUUACUCAACUUGAGGGCCCUAUGUGGAAACAAAUACGAGGUCUUGGCUUAGCAUACACUUAUUACAUCUGUACAGCUCCUGAUUCUGGUCUUACUUAUUUAAGUAUUGGCAAAGCAACUCAUUUAGUUAAAGCUUACAAAGAAGCACGUGACAUAGUAGAGUCUCAUUUAAAUGGAGAAUCUAAGUGGGAAAAGGAAUUAAUGGAAUCUGCCUCAAGCAGUGCAGUUUUCGAAAUAAUUGAGAAAAUCAAAACAGUUGCUGAUGUAGCUGAGGAAUCACUUAAAGCUUAUUACCGCAACAUAGACAUGAAUUACACCCGAAAUUUGUUAGAAAAAAUAUCACAGGUGACUACAUCAGAUAUGGAACGUGUAGGCAUUAAGUACUUAAAACCUCUAUUUGAUAUUAGUAAGUCGCGCUGUGCCAUAUGUUGCCAUCCAAACAAAGUAAAUGAAAUUGUUCAAGGAUUUGAGAAGUUUUCAAGGAAACUUACUUUAGUGCCUUCAUUAGAAGAAAGUUUUAUGGCUAAAUAUUAAACCAGAUAAUGAUGGGAAUUUGAAAUAAAUUAAUAAUUUUGUUUCUGCAUAUUGGAAAUUAUUUCUGAUUGUUUCACAAAAUGUAAUUUUUACUCAUAAUGCAUAUAACUGCUUCAUGAAUAUAUGAGCCAUUUUAUGCAUUCAAUCCAUAAUAAAUGCAUAUUAAGUAAUGUAUACAUUUAUGUAAAUUAAUCAUAUCAUUUACAUACAUCUGGAUUAGAAAAUUUAAUCACAGCUAAUGUUUAAUGAAGUGCUAUUCUAAAUGUAUUUUAAAUUUUGAAUUUACUUUUAAAAGUGUAAUAUCUCUGUUUCCAUUGCAUGUAUUUUUAUUGUGAACGAAUGAAAUUUCUGCUGUGGCUGUCCCCCUCUCCUUAAAAAUUUUCUCAUAAUCUGAAAAUGUUGAGUGAUAAAUAAUGGUAUACAAAACUUCCAUUUCUUAAAAAAUAAUUUGUUUUCAAUAUUCAUUCUAGAUAUGAAUUUUUUGUUAAUAGACAGUUAUGUAAUUUACAUAGCAUUAAUUGGUUAUUAUAUUAUUUGUCUAUCACAAGAAUGACAAAAUAUCUCUUACCAUAGACCUCAUCCAUUUUUCAUAGGGGUUUCUUGGAAAAUGCAUUUGUGUUUGCCAUCUUGAUUCACUUUGACAAAUUGACAAUAUAUGCUUUUUUAAUUUUUGCUUCUAAUAAAGUACUUGCUAUAA